GCUGCACAGAGUUUUGAUGAUCUACAAUGACUGAACUCGUUUAUUGGUUUGUGUCGUGUAUGUGAGGGCGGUUUCUUCUGAACUUCGGAACCCCAAACGGAAACUGAGCUUGUGAGACUCCAGCAGUUACUGACUGUGGCAGGGCGGAGGGCGGGGCCGGGUCGUGAUCCUACACACCCGGUCCCGUAUUAGGCUAAUCAAGCCUCCGUGAGGGAUAAAGGUCGACUGCCAGGGGUGAAGGAGUCGCCUACCGGCCACCUGGAGCGGGAGAACCGCUGCCAGGGGCGGGGGAGACCCCUCCUGUUCACCGAGAACGUGACGGGGCGUUCCGUCUGCCAGGGGCUGGUGGUCUGCCUCUGAUCCGCCCAGAGAGGCACGGCUGUCAUCCGAUAGAGGGUGGAGGAGUGGCCAAGGAACAAGCUGCGGCGUAUCGGGGGAGACCCCUUCUGUUCCCCGAGAACGCGGCGGGGUGUUCCGUCCGCCAGGGGCUGGAGGUCUGCCUCUGAUCCGCCCGGAGAGGCGCGGCUGUCAUCCGAUAGAGGGUGGAGGAGUGGCCGAGGAACAAGCUGCGGCGUAUCGGAGAACUGGCGAUGGAAGAUGUCUAAAUUUGUAAAUGAUUCUUAGAAGCUAAUAAAUAAUGGAAAAGCCAGAGGAUUCUCCAAUUGAAACAUGGACUGAGUCUGUGGUGAGCGACUGGUUAAGGUCAAUAGAAAUUAAAGAAACAUACAUUGAAAAACUUCAUGAAGAGGAAGUAGAUGGUCAAAUCCUUCUUGAAAUCUCAGAGGAAUUUCUGAAAAGAGAGACUGGAAUUAAAUCUGGGCCAGCACUUUUAAUAAUAAAAAAAAGAGAUGAAUUAAUUAAUUUACAAAGAGCUCAGAAAAACAAGAAAUAUGUUCAUUCACACAAACAGACUACUGGAAAAAAAGACCACAGAGUGACUACACAUGAUGAUGACACAAGAACUGAAAUCAAGGAAAAAAUUAAAGAAGAUUAUUUUCCUGUUAGAAAAACAAAGAGAGAUUCAAAACCAAGACCUUUUGGCAAGGAAGGUGUUGAUUUUACAUAUGUAAAAAAUGAUGUACUCUUCCCAGAAUCAGGGGUUAUUGAUCUCAUUAAUCCAUGCCAUGAGUACAAGUCAUUUGCAAUUGCAGCAACAUUGGACCGCCAAAGACUACAGGCCAAGUUUGCAAACGAAGUGUUCGCAUUUGCUACGGGGUGUAUGAACAUUCGUUCAAAUGGCACAAUACAUUUUGGUAUCAUGGACAGCAGAGAAGAUAGAGAUGGCACUAAAUAUGUACACGGUGAAAUCAUUGGCGUUCCAGUUGAGGAAAAGGAUGUGUAUACUGAUGCAUUAGAUCACAUCGAAAAGAGUUUCAAGUCAGAUAAAGAACUUGUACGACAAUGUAUUCAUCCACCUCAGUUCAUUCAAGUAGUUUCUUCAAACAGCAACGAGGAGCACUAUGUUGUGGAGGUUGACGUUGAGCCCUCCGUGAGCAUAGUGAGGAAUAAGGUGUUCUCUGUUUGCCUACCAAACUUCAAUGAAAAGGCAAACAAAGUUCAUUAUGAAAAAGACAAAAUUUAUCGCAGAGUAGGAUCUAAAACAGAACCGGUGGAUGACAUGAAUGAGUUCUACCAACGGGUCAGGUUCAGAGAUACUCAGAGAGAGGAGGCAGAGCAAAGGCAUACUUUUACAGCCCCAGAACUGUGCCAGGACCUGGGGAAAAAGCUCAUCAUGCUCAUGACAAACGGAAAGAAAAUAAUGGACAAGGACAAGUGGCACAUACUUGUUACAAACACAUUUCUGGAGAAGGAUCUACAACGCAUUGAUUUCCUGCUGAACAUGAACAUGUUCUGUGUGUUUGACUUUGAUCCAGAUUCCAUGGUGUCUGGGUUAUGCCACGAAUACCAAAAACACCAUGCAGUAAACCUCCAUUUCCUGCAGAAUUACAAAAUUCCCAGUGGUUUGAGUAUCAGAGAAUUUGAAAGUCACUUGCAUUUGUUUGAUCAAACCAGCUGGAUAUUUUGCAAUGGGCGAAGUGAUUUUAAAGGCAAUGAGCCUCCCUGUGAUGAGAAGACUUGGGUUAAAACAAAAAGAACCCUCCUUAAAGAUUGUGUGUCAUUGAUCUGCAAAGAUAUCUUGCCCAAAGGAACCUUUCAAGUGAUCUUCCUUCUCACUGCCCCGGUUGACACACCUUUCCUAAACACUUUCUACGAGUUCGUCACUGACAUGCAAGGACAUGAAGACAUCACCUGCCUUGCAGAAUCAGAAACAAACUUUAAGAAAUGGCAGACCUUUGCUUUACAAUCCUGUGACCUGGAGACAGUGAACAAUUCCAGUGUUGUGGGUAUGAAAAUAAGUCACAUAAAUGCAACCCUUCAAAGUGUCCAGCCUGUCAGUACUCGGUCCACAAAGAGGUUACCAAUCUAUGUUAAAGGGGAGUGCUGUCUUGACACACGAGAGGAGGAAAUGAGACGUUCACUGGAGAUUUUGAGUGUCAACCACUGUGAAGAAACUAGUCCUGAAUUUGUUGACUCUGAGAAAGACAAGAUAGAGCAGCAGUUUUACCAUGGAGGCAAAGUAACUUGGAUGAACCUCUGGCUUGCAGAACAAAAAUACAUUGGGGAGGUUAUUCAAAGAGAUGCCUUUCAUGAAGUCACCAAAUUUGUGAAAGAUUCUCCCAAAUGGGGUUUGGACCAGACUCCCAUCAGCUGCAUCAACAUAUACCAUCAUCCUGGCAGUGGUGGUAGUACAGUGGCUAGGCAGGUACUAUGGAACAACAGAAAGGACUUGAGGUGUGCAGUUGUGAAAACGUCCUACCCAGCACCUGUUGUUGCAGUAGAUGCUGUUUGGCUUCGUGAGUACGAAGAAAAAGAUCCCCAAAAAUGCCUCCCGGUGCUCUUGCUAUUUGAAGACUGUGAUCAAGAGUACUUAUACGAUGUAAAGAAUGAACUGGAAGUGGCUGUCAAUACCAAGAAAAUUGCACGUGGAACCCUGUGCUUCAUUAUACUGUGCUGUCAACGAUGCCACAAUCCUGAGAAAAUGUGCAAGAAAGCACCUCUACAGAAUGUUGCUGUAACUCAUAAACUUUCAAAGCGAGAGAAAAUGCAAUUUUCAGCAAAACGGCAAAAGCUUGAAAAACAAUUCCAGCCAGAAUUUAUUCUGACAUUUGUCCUGAUGAGUGAGGAAUUUGAGAGCAACAAAAUUGCAGCAUAUGUUAAAAAGUUUGUCACACAUUUACUGCAAGGCAUUGAUCACGCAUCUGUUGUUACUCAGCUUGUGCGGUACGUGGCAUUACUCAACACUUACGUGCAAAACUCUUUUAUCUCUCGUUCACAUUGCGAAGAGGUGUUGGCGCUGUCCAUCCAUGUGGAUAGAUUUCGACAACAUGCCUUUGAGACAUCUCUUAGUGAUCAAGCUAAAUUGGUAUUGAUACACUUGAAAGAUGAAAAGUCCCACAUUGAGUGUAUCAGAAUCAUUCACCCACUGGUUGCCAAAGAAAUCCUCCACCAACUUUUGGAUGACAAACAGCAACAAAGUGAUAUUGCGUUGGAUCUUCUUAACAAUGAGGCGCUUUUUGGGCACAGAUUUGGUAAAUAUGAUUACAUGAGGUUUUUGCGAGAUCUGUUCAUGAGACGCUGCAAAAUCAUCAAAGGUGAUAAGCAUGACAGCUUCUUCUCCCCCCUCAUUGAGCAUGUGGUAGACAAAGAGUGUUCAGAUAAAGCUAUUGAGCUUCUCAAAGAGGCUUACAAAAGAUUUGACAAGGAUGCAUUUUUUGCUCAACAACUUGCUCGUCUCAAUUACAGACAUGAAAGAUUCGAAGAUGCAGAGUAUUGGGCAGAAAUUGCAGCAACAAAAAUGCCAAAGAAUUCCUACAUCCUUGAUACCAGAGGCCAGGUGUACAGAUGGUGGUUCACAGCAAAAUGCAAAGCCUUGGACAGUGUUGAGAAAACUCCUGAAAACACAAUAGAUGCUGUCAAAACUGCUCUAAAAGCUAUUGAAUGCUUUAAGGCAUGUGAGGAGGCAGCGAUUUCAGACAAUGAGACAAUGAACAACGCUGGGUUUUUUGGAGUCAUCGAAGUGGGAUGCAGCUUGCUAAAGCUAAUUGCCUCUCUUCACGUGUUCUCAAACAGAAAUUAUUCAAAAUUUGUAAGAUACCUGCAAACAGACUUUGUCCCUGAAGAGAUUGAAAAACCAUGGGAACAGUUUCAUAGUGAGCUGAAAAACCUUCGAGUCAUAAUGCGGAAGGCUUUGGAAUGGAUUUCUGAAGACUUGAGCUACUUCCAGACUGACCAGGUCACAGAUGAGGAGAAGACCUCUGAGAGGACCAUACUGAAUCCCAGGCGCUGGCUAGUUAGUAAGUCUUCUGUUUAUGGCCAAUAUUUCUGCAAUGCUUACCGUUGCAAUAUCCAAAGCCAAGCCAGCUUAACUCCUCUCAUGAAACAGAUGAUGAUUUAUCAACAUGGUGGUGGAAACAUUACUACCAUUUUUUCCCACCUAACAGACCAGAAAGACAGUGAUGCUGUCAGUCACUGCCUGGAGUGCAUUAUUUCAUUUUACCCAAGCAAUCCUAAGAAUGCAAAUAUGCCACAGGGUGACAUUGUCAACUACAUAGCAUCACACUUUGCCUUAAGUUGCGUCUCGGCUCAAUCUUCUAAGUUAGCUGCAUUCCAGGAUCUACAGAAGCUGAGUCUCCAUUUUCCUAAUGACAGACAGAGAUGCUUGUCCAAUGCUCUUUUCUUACUCGUCUUACUUUGGUGGCCAGAAGAGCAUGACAAUGACUUGGAGAAAGAACACAAGUAUGAAACUGUUCUCUCUGCUGUUGAACACCUCCAGAGAAACUACGACAAGAAAUUGAAGGAUAUCCCGCAAAGGAAAAAAAGAAUAUACACUCAUUUCUUCCUGAGCAAUGGGGUUGGAUUUCAAAAAUAUGUCCACAAGAGCAAGGUUGAACAGAUCACAAAGCAACCCUCCGUUUCAGAGAAACGGCUGAAGUGGUUAAGUGGAGAAGUUUGGAAAAUGCCAGAAAUUUCUAAAAUGCUCAGAUGUGUCACAGGCUGGACAGAGGAUGAAAGAGUAUAUCUAGAGGGUCCCAAAACAAGGUUUCGCAUCCCAGCUCUUAAUAUAUCCUCAGUACCCCACAGCAAUGAGAAUGUCACCUUUUACUUGGGCUUCACUCUGAGAGGACCGGUUGCAUACAACAUUACAGUAAGAACACAGUCAAAGCUGCAAGUACGCCAUAAUGAGAAAGAACAUGGUUACAGUUCUUAGUUGACAAACAUGAUGCUUUGACUUUAAUGGCCUAGGAUCUGUCUUCAGGGGAUCAGUGCUUGAGCAAAUCACUUAAAGACAAGAUAAUUUAAGAUUGUAGAUUAACAAGUAUAGUCAUGUUUGCCUGGAGUUGUUUUCAGUAUUGCUAUAAAAAGGAAUGAAUGCUAUAAAAUCUAAUAUUUUUUUUUUUUUUUUAAUGUUAUUCUAUGUAGUGUAAUUUUACUGACAGUUAUCAUGUUUUUAUUCUUUCUCAUCGCUAGCAAUUAUUCUUUAACUUUUAGUCAAAAUAAGUAAUGAAAAUAGUUUCUGUCAAAUAUUAUGUAGGCUAUAAAUGUAAAAAUAUGGGACUAUAUUAAGACUUAAAAAAAAAUUAUGCUUAGGUACAUGUAUAUGUAUCUACUAUUGAGAUGUGUCUUUCUGUGUAAAACUAGGAGAGAUGUUUUCUGUAAACUGACUGUGGAGAAAAUAAAAACCUUCAAAGGUGGAAGAUGACAUUUUACUAUUUUGCUCUUCAUGCAGAUAACAGUUUCCAUUUUUAUCUUAUUUAACUAGGUUACCAUUUUUUUCCCAAAUAUGAAUUCUGAGGAAUAAAAUCUUAUUGCAUGUUGAUGCUUUGUAUAAGAAUAAAGGCAUUUGAA
This is a messenger RNA of Xyrauchen texanus (razorback sucker), 5907 nucleotides long. RefSeq names its product sterile alpha motif domain containing 9 like (gene samd9l). NCBI's taxonomy places the organism in Eukaryota, Metazoa, Chordata, Actinopteri, Cypriniformes, Catostomidae. Bases 638 to 5269 code for a protein of 1543 amino acids. The transcript has 5 exons. Gene Ontology annotation, cellular component: cytoplasm. The record is from RefSeq and is a predicted model, not a curated record. Gene Ontology annotation, molecular function: protein binding.